AUGGCUUAUAGAUGCUUGCUGAAGCUUCCGUCUCAUAGCGCUACCAAACCUCGAAGCAUUGCGAGAUACCACGAUUACAUUCGCGCGGCUACACCAGGUAGGACUGAGCGUCCAUACAUUACAUUUACUACUCAUGUGCAACCAGCUGGCUCUAUAAGAGUACCAUUGUCGUCCCCCAAGGUCAUCGGCGUCGUGAACUCGCGUGGAAAUAGAAGGCAAAUACUAAAUCAAGUUCACCAAGAAGAUUUCUAUGGUUUUGCCACACUAUCCUUACCGCCAGAGGAACUACGUUUAUCCCUCAAACGAGAUCAUGGUGUUGAUUGGGACCCCAGUCAAGUUGGGGACGUACUUGCGCGUCAAGUGCUCUUUGUAGGAAUUUACGACGGGCACGGAGGGUCAGCAGUAGCUCAAUACUUGCGCCAGGAACUACAUGGAUUAUUCGAGUCUGUAGACAAAUCACUUAUACCGGAGUUAUUUGGGUGGAUAAAAGAAAUUGGAGGCUAUUUCAAGCGAUUCAAAGGCGGGGCAAUCGCACCUUGGAUAGAUGGGACGAAUAAAGAAGAAAUGACUUUGGAAGCCCGUGCAACCUUGACUUUUUUUGAGGUGGAUAAAAAUCUAUCAGCAGAUAAUGCAGCACAAGCAUGUGGCGCUACCGCUUCUGUAGCAGUUCUACAAUCCCUGGAUGCGCCAGCAACUCCAUUCUUCUCGGCUGAGAAAUUGGCAUUGACAGUUGCUCAUUGCGGUGAUACUAGAGUGCUACUAUGUUCGACACUAAACGGACAAGUCUUUCCUAUGACAGAAAACCAUUAUCCAGAUGCACGUAUAGAAAGCAUUAGAUUACGUAGAAUGAUGGGCUCUUCUCUCAUUACGGAUUCAUAUGGUGAAUCUCGAUGGAUGGGCUCUCUCGCAAACACGCGAUGGUAUGUAUUGAAUACUAUAUUGCAAAAUCUCGGGGAUUUGAAUUACAAAAAAUUCGGGAUAACACCAGAACCCGAAGUUCGCUCAAAAUUACUGAACGGAAGAGAAUGGGCUUUCCUUGUGCUUGUCUCUGACGGAAUAUCUUCUAUAUUAUCAGAUGCCGAAAUAGUAGACCUCGCAAGAGGAUGUAAUGAUCCAAAAACUGCAGCUGAACGAAUAUUAGCCUUUUCGGAAGAGUUGGGAGGGGAAGACAAUGCCACCGCCAUCGUAGUGCCAUUGGCAGGUUGGGGAAAGAUCACUGGUCCGGAUGCGACCAAAGAUCUUCGAGCUUAUAGGCAAAAGCAAGCCGUGGGGAGUGAACGACAGCGGCUUUCUUGUGAGAUCCCGUCUUCGAAGUAUACUUCACUGUUAAUAUCUCCCGCGGCGCCAGUGUCUUUACUUUCCACAUCUGGAGUCCCAGCAGAAAUACAAAAACGAGGGGAGUCAAGCGCAGUCUGGGGUGUGAAGCCACGCAUGAAUACUCUUCCUCAAAUAAGACGCUGA
This is a messenger RNA of Psilocybe cubensis, 1461 nucleotides long. RefSeq names its product Protein phosphatase 2C-like protein 4. Gene Ontology annotation, biological process: protein dephosphorylation. The record is from RefSeq and is a predicted model, not a curated record. Gene Ontology annotation, molecular function: cation binding; protein serine/threonine phosphatase activity. The transcript has 11 exons. Lineage: Eukaryota; Fungi; Basidiomycota; Agaricomycetes; Agaricales; Agrocybaceae. The coding region runs from base 1 to 1461 and encodes 486 amino acids.